AACCACCUAAUUUAUCCCCAUAGUUGCAUCAAAUCUUGUAGCUUAAUUGUAUCCACAAUGAGCUUCUUCAAAACUUUUCCGGUCCUUUUCUCUAUUUUGCUGAUUUCUAUAAUUUCCAGUUCAGUUCAUGCAGCAAAUUUUGCAAUUAAAAACAACUGCCCUUACACUGUCUGGGCAGCGGCUGUUCCUGGUGGCGGCAGGCAACUUGGCUCAGGCCAAUCUUGGUCCCUCGAUGUGAAACCCGGCACUGCUGGAGCUCGAAUUUGGCCUCGAACUGGUUGCCAGUUCGACGGAGCCGGUCGCGGCCGCUGCACCACCGGAGACUGUGGUGGCGUACUCCAAUGCCAAGGCUAUGGUGUACCACCCAAUACUCUAGCAGAGUAUGCCCUAAACCAAUUUAGUAACUUGGAUUUCUUUGACAUAUCUCUCGUCGACGGGUUCAACGUGCCGAUGGAAUUCAGCCCAACUUCCGGUGGGUGCCGAGGGAUCAGAUGUACGGCUGAUAUAAACGGGCAGUGCCCUGGUCCCUUAAGGACAAAUGGAGGGUGUAAUAACCCCUGUACUGUGUUUAAAACGCUCGAGUAUUGCUGCAAUAAUAUAAAAUGUGGUCCUACAGAUUAUUCAAGGUUUUUUAAGCAACGUUGUCCUGAUGCUUAUAGCUAUCCUCAAGAUGAUCCGACCAGUACCUUCACUUGUCCCGGAGGAACUAAUUAUAGGGUUGUCUUCUGCCCUGGGAAUUCUAAUGGGAAUCCCAACACAGUAGCAGAUAUCUAGUAUUUAUUUUAAGUGUAAUUUUGAUGUAAAAGUUUCAAGUUUGGUUCUUCUAUCUUAUAUCUAUCUAUAAUAAAGAAGAAUUAAUAAA
Mercurialis annua (annual mercury) is the source of this 862-nucleotide messenger RNA. RefSeq names its product protein P21. The transcript has a single exon. Gene Ontology annotation, biological process: defense response. NCBI's taxonomy places the organism in Eukaryota, Viridiplantae, Streptophyta, Magnoliopsida, Malpighiales, Euphorbiaceae. The record is from RefSeq and is a predicted model, not a curated record. Gene Ontology annotation, cellular component: extracellular region. The coding region runs from base 58 to 774 and encodes 238 amino acids.